This is a messenger RNA of Paramecium sonneborni, 1461 nucleotides long. The record is from the annotation of a GenBank genome assembly. NCBI's taxonomy places the organism in Eukaryota, Ciliophora, Oligohymenophorea, Peniculida, Parameciidae.
AUGAUUUCUACUGAAAUCAAUUCAAACGAUGCUAUUGUUAGAUUUGAUUAAAUUGUAGUCCAUAAAGGUGAUUAAGAAAAUAGGGUAAGCGAUAAUAGUAAUUAGAAUCCUUAAGAUGUUUUAGCACAUUAAGAUUAGAUACAAGCCUAAAAAACCCAAAUUUACGAGAUUAGUCAUCAAUCUUUGGAUGAUGAGUAAUUGAAAAUAAAAGAGAAAUUAAGAAUAGAAAGGAUUGUUAAGUAAAUAUGAUAGAUCAAUAUCGAAAAGUAUCCCAAACACUAUUAAAAGAUAAUUGCCAACAAUUGAUGAAGUGCCUGACCAAUCAAUCAGUAUCUCUCCUAAAUUAAGUGAUCUUAAGCAAAAAGAUGUACGACAUUAUAAAUUAUCUGAGUUUUUAUAUGAAUUUGAAGAAUAGAACUAAGAAUUAAGUUUGAAACGAUCUAAUUAACAAAAACAAUAGAAGAAGAAGUGCAAAAAGAAAAAGAAAAAAUAGCAUAAUACUUUAAAUUCUCACUAGUUUUUUCACUUCCCACAUUUGGAAUAUUAAUAAAACAUGAAUAUCGUUUUAUAUUUUAGAGAUCCAAGAAUUGAUUGUAAUUGGAAAUUACUUUUUAGCUAUUUUGCUCUUAUUAUUUCAAGUAAUCUCAUUUUACAAACACUCGAAGUUACUAGAUAUUCCUUCAGUGAUUGUAAAUUACAAGGGCUUGAUAAUGUGUUUGUAUAUCUUAACUAAUUACUGUAUUUAUUUGGCAAAAUUGGCAUUCUUAGUUUGAACUACUAAGAAUUUACAAACACUUCAUCAACUAAAUCUAACAUACCCUUAUUAAAUAACUCAUUAUUUAGUUCUAUAUUCACUGUUCUCUCGAUGCCACUAUAUGUUUAUGAUUUCAUUUUGUGUCAACCGCGUAAUAAACUAUUUACACUAAAUUCUAGUUUAUUGAUAUUGAACUACCUUGACUGGUUCAUCAUAUCUAUUAUGGCUAUUGUUAUCAUAUUGCAUUCUAUUAUCAAAAUUUCAAUAAAAAAAAAAACAUGGAAAAGAUUAAAGUAAAUAUGAUCUCAUUUAAAAUUAGAAACCUGCUUAAGUAUUUUUAUUAUAUAUUACUAUUUUUUGUUCACAUCUUAUAAGUGUUAGUUACAUUUACAUAAUCAACUUCAUACUUUUUGCCUGCUAUGUUAAUGGAGAGUCUUUAUAUAUAUUUUUCAUUUUUUACUACUGUAUAUUUAUCGAUUAGAAAGUUUUUUUUUAAUAAAGAACCUUUUUUAAUAAAAAAUGAGUUGCUUUAGAAUUAAACUAGCUAAAUGAAUAAAAAGGAUAAGUUCAACAAUGAAAUGAAUAGUUAAAAACUAUUAAAUAAUUGUUCAAACAAUCUUAAAGAAAGAAUGAAAAGCAGUUAAUUUUCUAGUUCCUCUCCUAGUAUUCAAUCUAUAUAAACAAAUAUUAUUUCAAGAAAAGAAUGA